UAAAUUUUUUGGUAAAGUCGACGAAUUUACGUACGACGUUAGUGUAGUGUUUAGAAAAAUAUUCGUUAAAUAUUGUUUUCUUCGCGGAUUGCUUUAUUUAACAAGCACUAUUUUAAUUUGAAUGGCAGUGUAAUAUACAUCAGAGGAAUUUAUUCUAAAAUCUAUACUGUUUAUAAAUAAACAUUUCUUUGUUAUGUGAGCUAAAGAUAGUUUCAAAUCGAUUUUUCCUGUGAUGUGAUAUUUUCGUUCGUUGUGCAAGAUGAAUCUUUUAUUUGUCUACUGUAAUAUCUUUUUGUAUAUAAUUGUGUCAUGUGAUGCUUCUGGAGCUGAUAUAGCACUUGAUGCUAAGGCUACUUUGCUCCAUCGUAUAGAUAGUUUAAAUCUUUUAAUUUAUACAUGUCUUCUUACCCUGACCGUGCUUACAAUUUGGGUUUUUAAGCAUCGUCGUGUGAGCUGGCUCCACGAAACGGGCUUGGCUGUAAUAUAUGGUCUUAUAGUUGGUGCCAUUAUUCGAUAUGGAAGCAGUACAAAUGAAAUUACCUAUAUUGAUGCUCAUCCAGAUCCAGAUUCAAAAUAUAACCUGUCUGUUCCUCCAGAUAUGGUUAGGUUCCACUUUCCAGAUAAAAUUCAAGUAACGGGUGAUGGUCCUGUACCAAACAAAACAUAUGCCUACAGCUUUAGAGGAGAAAUUGUUAAUGUAGAACAGAAUGAAAUAGAUUUAAAAGCUACAUUUGAUCCUGAAAUAUUCUUCAAUAUUAUUCUUCCACCUAUUAUUUUCCAUGCAGGGUACUGUUUAAAAAGAAAAUACUUCUUUCGUAAUUUAGGUGCUAUAUUGACCUUUGCAAUGGUUGGGACAGCAUUAUCUGCAUUGGUUAUUGGGUCACUUAUGUAUGGUUUUGUUCAACUGAUGCCAGCAUCAUUGGCAUCAAGCUUCACAUUUUUAGACACACUCUACUUUGGGGCACUGAUCUCUCCAACAGACCCCUUAACAGUUCUUGCUAUUUUCUCACAGCUUAAGGUUGAUGUUAAUUUGUAUGCAAUGAUAUUUGGCGAAAGUGUCCUAAAUGAUGCAGUAGCUUUAGUACUUAGUGGAGCUAUUCAAAACUACGAGAAGAGAUAUUCAACGGAUGGCGAGUUUGAAAUAACAGCGUUUUUACAAGCCAUAGGCGAUUUUAUCGGAAUAUUCAGCCUUUCUCUCAUUGUUGGAGCUCUCAUGGGCUGUUUCACAGCAUUGAUGACAAAGUUUACGCACGUACGUGACUGGCCCCUCUUGGAAUCGGCAUUGUUUGUUCUUAUGUCAUACGCGGCUUUCCUCAUCGCUGAAGUGUGCGAAUUAACAGGUGUUGUAGCGGUACUAUUCUGUGGUAUAUGUCAGGCACAUUACACAUACAACAACCUGUCUACGGACUCGAGAAAUCGGACAAAACAAUUGUUUGAAUUGCUCAACUUUUUGGCUGAAAACUUCAUAUUUACAUACAUAGGUGUUUCGAUGUUCACAUUCCCGAAGCACCAUUUUGAUCCCUGGUUUAUUAUCGCCGGAUUUUUGACCUCAACUCUUGGCCGAGCAGUAAAUAUCUAUCCGCUAUCAUUUCUUAUGAAUCUCGGACGAAAACCACCAAUACCCAUGAAUUUCCAACACAUGCUCUUCUUUUCUGGAUUGCGCGGCGCUAUGUCUUUCGCGUUAGCAAUCCGCAACACAGUAUCAGAGGCGCGUCAGGCGAUGUUGACGACCACAUCUUUGAUCGUGAUAGCCACGGUGGUGCUGCAAGGAGGCGCAGCGACGCAUGCCCUAGCGUACUUGCGUAUACCCACCGGGUACGAACUUAGCCAAGGACAGAACGAAGAGAGCGACACGCUGCCUUACAGGGAUGUGAGAAAUCUGUACCAGGCCACGGACAUGGGCAGCUCGCCAGGUGAUAUUAGUUUGGGGCUAAGAAACGUGGACGUAACAACAUCGAGUGAGCAAGCACCCACUGGCCGCAUGGUAGUUAAAUGGGGAAAAGACGAGAGCGGAGUCAUAAUGCCUUGCCACCUUAACUAUGAGGACGAAAGCCAUCGUGAUAGCGGCGAUAGCGGAACUGAGAAAUCCCGGCUAGCUAAGUUAUGGGGUGCGCUGGACUCUCGUUUGCUGAAGCCCCUGCUUACGCACGCAAGACCACCACUUACGGAGACAUUGCCCGCGUUCUUUAGACCUCUAGCGCGGCUUUUGACUACCACACGCCAGUACACACAAGGAGACAAUAAUGGACUUCGAAGGACCGAUUCAGAUUCGGAUCUGUGUAUUGACGAACCUCAACCAGUUCCUACAAGUAUAGACCCACAGCUAUCUUUUAGCGUUCGGAAUGGAUAUGGGAAUAUAUAAGUUUAAGCGUUAUCAAUUAUCAACUGUGAUAUGAAGUCUUAAUAGAUUUAUUAGAAGAAUUUAACUUUUUUUUUAAUUGCACGCAGCAACUUUGGCCCGGACUUGUGGAUACAAGGAUUUCUGUUGAAGGUAUCACUGGUAGUAAUAUAUAAGUUGUGUAUUGCGAAAAUAAGCUCUUUGUGCCACGAAUUUUGUAAUGAGGUGCUGCUCCUCAAUAUAUUUAUUUCUCUAGUGUUGUUAUAAGCAUGAAUGGAGAUUGGACUGAGCAAUUACUUUGAGAGUUGACUCUGUAGACUCUAUUGACACUAUAGAAAGUGUACUCUGUACCUAUUUAAUUCCUUCAGCAGAUAGGUACAUUAUUCCUUAUGGAAAGGCAUUAAUUACAUAUGUCAUUGUCAUUUAACACAUUUUACAAUUCGGGAAACAUCUGGUAACAUGGUAAACCUAUCUACCCACCAGGAUGUGGUCAUGAUGACCAUUAGCAUUGCUCAGUUCUGCUCUUUUUAUGAAUUAGUUUAAUGUAGGAACUGUCCUUAAAAAAUACUGUAUAAUGUGUAGCAAAUAUGUUUCGAAAACAUAAUCUUCCUUGAGAUGAUAAUUUAAACUUUAUUGCUAAAAUAAUAAAAAGUAAUUUAAAAAAAAAAUAUCCGUGCAGUCUCUUUUAAAUAGCUAAGCUUUUAUCAAUGCAAGCACAUUUAAUAGCUUUAUGUGUUUUAAAGAGCACCUGUCACAAUAUAAAUGAUUGCCUCUUUUCAACUUUUUGCAUUUUUGAAAGUUGUUUUCAGUUAUUUAAUCAAAACAGAAAAGAUAUCCUAAUUGUGUCAACCACAAAAAUUAUCUAGUAGAAAAAGAGGACUGAUGAGACAUGAGAUAUUUUUUUAAAUAUUCAACUUCAUGCUAUAUUUUAGGAGA
Messenger RNA from Pieris napi, 3274 nucleotides. It is a transcript of the gene Nhe3, whose product is annotated as sodium/hydrogen exchanger 7. NCBI's taxonomy places the organism in Eukaryota, Metazoa, Arthropoda, Insecta, Lepidoptera, Pieridae. The coding region runs from base 260 to 2362 and encodes 700 amino acids. Gene Ontology annotation, biological process: proton transmembrane transport; sodium ion transport; regulation of pH. The record is from RefSeq and is a predicted model, not a curated record. The transcript has 17 exons. Gene Ontology annotation, molecular function: sodium:proton antiporter activity. Gene Ontology annotation, cellular component: membrane; recycling endosome.